This is a messenger RNA of Magallana angulata, 1821 nucleotides long. RefSeq lists its product as uncharacterized. The record is from RefSeq and is a predicted model, not a curated record. NCBI's taxonomy places the organism in Eukaryota, Metazoa, Mollusca, Bivalvia, Ostreida, Ostreidae. Bases 130 to 1644 code for a protein of 504 amino acids. The transcript has 2 exons.
UAAAACUUGUUCAUAAUUUAGGCUGUAUAUACCAAUAGAUAGCAGUGUAUAGUUGCAUAUUGUAUUAUAUGUACCUCAACCACUGACAAACUUAAAAAGAACAUUUUAAGAGAUAUUGGUAAGAGUACGAUGAUUUAUUUUCAGUUGCAAUCGGUCAGCGUGAAAUUCAACUUGUACAAGAUGUAUAAUUCUUUUGUAAUAGGAUGCAAUGGAGGAUGGACAGCCAUCGCUAAAACUGGUGCUGACGGAACAGAAAUAUCUGGAAGUAAACGAGACCUUGUCGAUCGUCUUGUAGCUGGAGAUGAGAUCAGAAUUUCAUUGAACGAUAAUAAAUAUUUAACAUCGAUACAGUCAGCAACCUUGACUGAAAAUGAAAAUGUUUGUGUUCAAGCUCUUUUCCAACUUAGUCGCUCGGCUGUAUAUGACAACUUCGAUAGCGAUAUACACUGGGAGUUUUUAAAAGUAUGUACAACUGGCACCGUCCAUAUUUCUAAAUGGUCCGUUGGUGAACAUACCAAUAAGGGCCGAGAAACAUCAACAUCUGAUGUCGUAUGGUAUGUGAGAUCACAGACCGGUCAGAAACGUGUUUUUUGCAAUACGUAUACAGGCGUGAGGAUAUGCGGUGACAAGUCGGAGUUGGUGCACGCAGUAUACCUUGGCGCUAGUGUUCAAAUUGUAAGCCUAAGUGAUGGAUUCAUAACCAAAAUCACAAGAGUUGAAGUGUCAAGUGAUAGCGCGUCUGUAUACGGACAAUACCCAUGGCGUCUUGGACAAUUGAAAAUAGGCUUUUAUCCAAAUGUUUUUUGGCUGUUAACGAUAUGGUCAACUACAGGCAAAAUUCAAAAUUCUGAAUGGCUUGUUGGGGAGCAUAGUAGGCGCCGUAUUAAUUAUGGAAAUAGUGACAACAUGGAGUGGCUUGUGGAUGGUUGCUGGACACGGAUUUAUAGUCAUGACGGAUUUGGACAAAAAAUGUCUGGUUCUUUAGAACUGCUUGUUAAAGCUGUUUUGGCAGGCAAAAGAGUCCGAGUAAAGAUAAAUUCGUAUAUAACAGAAGCAGAUAAUCUUUAUGUAAGGAAUGGUCAGGUUUCUGCUCAACUUUUAGGACAAUAUUCAAAAAAUGCUGCAUAUGAAUUUCCAACUGAUGUGUAUUGGGUCUGGCAAAUUGCAUCAACAACAGGUGAUGUCGAAACAGUGAGGUACAAUAUUGGAAGCACUGUAAACAAAAUGACGUCGAAUGACAAAGAAUCCAUUACGUGGUUUGUUGAAUCUAGACCCUGGUCAAAGGUACUUACCACUUCUAGCUCUGGCAUUGCUACAUAUGGAUCUAAAGCUAACCUGAUUUCUUCUCUACAACGUGGAUAUUUGCUUCGUUUAGUAGUUUACGAAGAAGAAGAUUCUUAUAGCAUUAUAGAGGCUGAUAACAUAUCCAUUCCAAGCUCUGAAGUCGCAGUACAGUCUGUAAGGUAUAUCAGCGAUGAAAACGGAAGUGGGGGGAUUCCGAGGCGGUUUAAGUCCCCUGCCUAUUGGAAAUUUACUUUGACGUCAACAAACGGAAACCAGCAGGCUGCUUGGUGGAAGGUUGGGGAACACUCGUCACUUCCGGCUACCAUAGAAAAUUACCAAGUGGAUUGGAUUGUAGGUUAAGAACCAAGUUUAGAAUUUUAAUUUUAUACCUUGAUAUCAAUUUUUGUUCAAAAUUGCGUGACGAUUAACUAGGAAUAAACGGCUUGGUCAGGUUAUACGUGUACUAUUGAACAAUCAAUGUCACGAUCUUUAAAACAUGUGAAAAUGGAAAUGUACACUGAAUAUAAAUGUCAUGAA